Bufo bufo (common toad) is the source of this 6659-nucleotide messenger RNA. RefSeq names its product Rho related BTB domain containing 1 (gene RHOBTB1). The transcript is spliced from 11 exons. The coding region runs from base 393 to 2474 and encodes 693 amino acids. Lineage: Eukaryota; Metazoa; Chordata; Amphibia; Anura; Bufonidae. Gene Ontology annotation, molecular function: GTPase activity; GTP binding; protein binding. Gene Ontology annotation, biological process: small GTPase-mediated signal transduction. The record is from RefSeq and is a predicted model, not a curated record.
UUCCUAAAGUGUCCGCGGGAGGGCGGAGAUAAAAAAAAAAAGGGGUGGAGAUGCUGAAAAGGGGUUAAGAUCGCCCCUUAAGAUGGAUAGGGGUAGGGACUGUCAUCUGAAAGAAAGAAGACAAUGAGCUCGAGCGAUGGUGCUCUGCAAACUUGUGCCUAGUCUUAGCCUGGCAGCGCCAUCCUUACCAGCCUGCUGCCCCGGAGAACAAUAGGGAGAUAACGAGUGAUCCGGGGAGGAGAACACACCAGGGAGAAGCCUCUGCUCAAUGAGACCUGAAGGAACCUCCGGCCAUAGGAAAUGCUGGGAUGAGAAGUUCCUCACACCGCUUCCUCCUGUGAUCACAGCUACAGACUGACUUAUCCUUGUACUGGGUAUACAGGGCUGUAUAAAUGGACACUGAUAUGGACUACGAACGACCCAAUGUCGAAACCAUCAAGUGUGUGGUCGUUGGGGACAAUGCAGUGGGCAAGACACGGCUUAUCUGCGCCAGAGCUUGUAACACUACAUUAACUCAGUACCAGCUGCUGGCCACCCACGUACCGACAGUAUGGGCAAUAGAUCAGUACCGCGUAUGUCAAGAGGUCCUUGAACGCUCGCGGGAUGUUGUGGACGAGGUGAGCGUCUCUCUCAGGUUGUGGGACACCUUUGGGGAUCAUCACAAGGACAGGCGUUUUGCCUAUGGAAGAUCCGACGUUGUUGUUCUGUGUUUCUCAAUUGCAAAUCCAAAUUCAUUAAACCAUGUGAAAACAAUGUGGGCUCAGGAGAUUAAACAUUUUUGCCCCCGCACACCUGUCAUUCUUGUGGGUUGCCAGCUGGACCUGCGUUAUGCCGAUCUUGAAGCUGUUAACAGGGCAAGGCGACCAUUAGCCAGACCGAUAAAACGGGGAGACAUUUUGCCACCAGAAAGGGGAAGAGAAGUUGCCAAGGAACUAGGGAUCCAAUAUUACGAAACCAGUGUUUUUGACCAGUUUGGCAUAAAGGAUGUGUUUGACAAUGCAAUUAGGGCCGCCUUGAUCUCCAGGAGACAUCUUCAGUUUUGGAAGUCCCAUCUGAAGAGAGUUCAGAGACCUUUACUGCAAGCUCCAUUCCUUCCCCCUAAAUCACCACCGCCAGUGAUAAAGAUACCCGAGACCAGUGAGUCUAACAUUAAUGAUGCUGGAGAUUUACUGGACAAUCCUUUGUGUGCAGAUGUCAUGUUUGUCCUUCAGGACCAAAAACGGAUCUUUGCUCAUAAACUUUACCUUGCUACCUCCUCUUCAAAAUUUUAUGACCUUUUUUUAAUGGAACAUGAAGAGUCUCAAAACCUCAUGGAAAGGUUCUGCAGGAAGGAAAAGCCUUCAAAGGAUUUGUUAUUGCGGACAUUAAGCCUUGACACGGACGAGGACACAGAUGGAACUUCCUUGAAACCAUCAAAUGCCUGUCUUCGGAUUUCAAAAAGCGAUGAUACUUUACUGACUUCAGAUUGUGACGAGGAAGGAUGUGUUGCUUUAUUGUCUUGGAGCAAAGGCUUUCAUAGUAUGCACCAAGAACUGAUGGUCAACCCAGUGUCUAAUAGGACUUGUUCAAUGACCGUGGUCCGAAUGGACUCCUCUGUACAGUAUGGGCCUUUUAAAACCGUAUUACGAUUUUUAUACACAGGGCAGCUAGACGAAAAUGAAAAAGGUUUGAUGAGAGUAGCACAAAUUGCAGAAAUUCUAGAAGUAUUUGAUUUGCGAAUGAUGGUAGAGAAUAUCACAAACAAAGAAGCCUUUAUGAACCAGGAGAUUACAAAAGCGUUUCACGUCAGGAAAGCAAAUCGAAUCAAAGAAUGUCUCUCCAAGUCAACGUUUUCUGAUGUAACAUUUAAAUUGGAUGAUGGAAGCAUCAAUGCCCAUAAGCCGCUUCUAAUCUGUAGCUGUGAAUGGAUGGCUGCAAUGUUUGGAGGUUCAUUUGUGGAAAGUGCAAAUAAUGAGGUCAGCCUACCUAAUGUAAGCAAAUCUUCAAUGCAAGCUGUGCUGGACUAUCUGUACACCAGGCAGUUGUCGUGCACGUCGGACUUGGACCCACUGGAGCUGAUUGCACUGGCAAAUAGAAUCUGCCUUCCACGUUUGGUGGCUCUGACCGAACAACAUGCUGUGCAGGCGCUGACCAAGGCUGCAGUGAAUGGGGUGGAUAUCGAUCAGGAAGUGCUAACCUAUCUGGAAAUUGCUCAGUUUCACAAUGCACAUCAGCUGGCGGCCUGGUGCCUGCACCACAUCUGUACCAAUUAUAACAGUGUCUGCUCGAAAUUCCGGAAAGAAAUAAAAUCUAAAUCAGCUGAAAACCAGGAAUAUUUUGAGAGACACCGUUGGCCGCCAGUGUGGUACUUAAAAGAAGAAGACCACUACCAGAGAGUGAAGAAGGAGCGAGAGAAAGAAGACGUCAUCUUUAACAAACAUCGCUCAAGGCGCAAAUGGUGCUUCUGGAACUCUUCGUCAGCGGCCUUUGCCUAAGCAGUGACUUGAAGACACAUGUAAAUGAAUAUUGUCUUAAUGUUAAAAGAAGCUGUACAGUAGUUAACCUUGAAGCACUGACAUGAAUCCAUUUUAUUUUUUAUUUUUAAUAAGAUUAAAGCACAAUUUCACUUCAGGCAGGUCAAAAAAAAAAAGCUUAUCUUUAGCUGCCGAGGGUCGGUGCAGACCCUCGUGUAUCACAGGAGAACGGUUAAACACAAUGAACGGUCAUUAUGAUCAACGUAAACAUACAUAUCUAAGGAGAUAUAUGUGAUGUUCCGUACAGGGAUCUGUCUCAUUUUGGAGCAUAACCUCUCUAGUUAGACUAAGCCAAUACAUGGAGGAGUUGUAGUUGUAGAGCACACGCUCCAUCUCCUCUGCUAAUACUGUGUUUUUAAAAACUCAAUAUCCACAUUGUGUAGCAUCCAGGCUAGUGUGUCAAGCUAACCUCACUUAUGGAAAGCUCGACAAUCAUGUUUAAACCUGUCUGUGCAUACGUUUCUGCUUAAAGCUCUCGGAAACCAGAAAAUCUUCAGAUUCAGGUAUUUUUUUAAUUAAUAAUUUGCAUGAUCUUUAUAAUAAUCAGUCAAAGCAAUGCAGAAGACAGAAGUCGUUUUCGACACUUGUAGUAAGAAUUGCUCAUCUUUGUCCUUGCGAACCAAUAGUCGGACAUAGGGGUCAUUUAAGGGGUUCUCGAGUUUGGACAAUCUCUACUCCCAAGGGUCUGUUGACGAUAAUCAGAUCACAAAGUGUCCCUCUGCUGGGAGCUCUAGAAAUCAGCUGUAAUCCUAUCUGUGUGCUUUGUUUUCCUGCAGUGCCACAACAGGGGAAAUUAGGCAUUACACAAUGCUCAUUCAAAGUAAUAUGUUGUCUGUGUAAUACAGGACAGCAAAGGUCCUCCAGAGUAAGAGCCAUUCAUUGUAGUGUUCUUCGCUCUGGCUGAGAGGUGAUUGUCCUGAGUAGAGGACCUAUUCUUCUGACGAUUAACUCCUAAUUCUCCAAUCGGAUAUGUGAAAAUGGUUCUUCGAAACUGGACUACACCUCUAAUGUUGAACCUUACUCGACUCAAAAUCUGAAAAUAUAGUUGACAACAAUUAACCUCAGUAUUCAACUCUCUCCAUCUCACACUCAAAGUGAUCAUGUAAGCUGAAGUUGGCCAUUGAUGUCCCAAAACUUGCACCUGAUUCAGUGGCUGUGCCGAUAAUUGGCUUGUGUAAAGUGGGACUAUUGGCACUCUCAAAGACGUCUUAGUAUUCUACUGCACUACCAGUAUCUUAGGUUCUUCCAUCCACCUGGAGAGUAUGAUAUGGAGGGUAGAUUCAGGUUAAGUAUAAAGUUUUAGGUUUUAUGUGACGUUGGGCUUCUACUUUUGCGGUAUUCCUUGGAAAUCAAUUUAGUAUAUACAGUAACUUUCGAGGAAUAGAUAGCUAAUAUUAAGCGUAUAUUAAGAAGCCACUUUUCACUUUUUUUUCUGCCUAAAAGUAUGUCAACGUAGGAAUCAUUGAUCUGUAUAGCUCAAAGCAUAUUUAAAAUGGUCAGCUUCACCAAACAUCGGAUAUAUCCCAAUUUAAAAUGAAAGCCAUUUUCAUGAAAAAAAAAAGUCAAUCAACACUACAACCCAGCAAUGACCGGGUGUCCAUCUUCAUGGAGAACCAUAUAUCUACUGUCUUACUUGGAAUAUAACAAUAUUCUGUAUGUGAAAUGCCUAUGCUAGGUUAGAAUAUAAAACAUAGAAGGGCUUUAUUCACAGGGAUAUGCAGGGUACAUUUUAGACCCUACUUGCAAGAAAAUGUAUUGCUGUCAUUGUGACUUAAAAUAUGUACUUAUCUCAUGUGGUUUUCAUCCAUUUAUUACACAGUGGUCUUCCACCUUCUGUGUGGUCUAGUGGUGAUUUAAUGUGAACCUGUACAGAAUUUUACAAAAGUACUUUUACUUUAUAAUGUAUACCUAUGAAGAAUACAGAGAAUAUUGGUUCGAGUCACUUUCUCUUGGGGCCUGGAUCAUUCUCAGUCUCUUAAAGUUGUACAUUUAUUAAAGGGGUUAACCACUUUAAAAGAAUCCGGGCUGUAAGGACACCCAAGUCAAUGCUGUGCCACAGUAAUCAGACCUCUCAGCUCACAAGGCCCCCGGAUGCCCAUCUCCCAGCUAUGUAAAUAUCCCAACGCUGCUGAACCGCUGAGAACCGAAAUGGCAUUUGGUCAUGUGUUAUAAACACGUGACCUCUUUAUUACCCAUCCAAAGCCUCGAGCAGAAGACGAUGUGUUCAUGUGAUUAAACCACGUGACCUCCUUGAUUUUGGUUCUGCUGUGGUGGUGGGAUGCUUACAUAGCCAAGACAAGGGCCUCGUGACGAGCAGUAAGCUGAAAGGUACAGCGUGGACUUGUGCCCAUUCAGUCUGAAUUUUUUUUUUAAGUUGUCAACCCCGUUAAGUCCUCCUAGCCUCUACGCAAGGUGAAGGCUAGUGUGUGGCCUGGUAAACAUAACUUUGAGUACAGCCAGUCAUUUGGCUAGAAGCUUAUGACUUCACUUCACGUCUCGGUGAUGUCAUGUCUUAUUGUAUUGAUGCAAAACAGAGACAGUAUAUUCAGACCGAUCAUCUACACUGCAUAUACGCAAAUUCUUAAUCAGGUGGCUUCAUCAAGCCCAUUAAUGUUGUCAGGUUCACUUUAAAUGAUAAGGUUUUCUUCCAGGGUGUCACUUAUACUAUAGCCGGGUGGAUUUCAUAGCAUUUCAUUGAAACUGGGCCCAGGGUGGGCAUAUGAACCUCCCCUUUGUUACUUAGUGAAUAUUCUUCCUGUGUAUCAGUAUUUCCUUAUCUUCUCUUUCUUCACUUAUUUAAAUUGGUUGUUGUGUGAGUUUUCAGUGUUAAUUAUAUAUAAAAAAAAAAAAGAUAUUAAUAUUGUUAAGGAGGAUCAAAGCUGCUCCUGGGCCAAUAUAUCACAAUACAUAUUGUCAUAAUUGCUAUACAAUAGUCAUGCGCUAUUUAAGCCCGACAGAACCUAAUGUAAGGUGGACCACCCUUGUGAAGAGGCAUUAAAAGGAGAUUGUAAACUUAAAAUAUAAGUCCUAUAUGGAGACACCCCUGAUAACAUUCACAAAAUACACGUAUAACCUGGUCCCAUACAAUUCCAACCCUUCCAUUGUGCCUAUUAUCUCGAAAUUCUCGAAUUUGCAUAUAUACAGGAACCUAGGGUCUCCAUAUAAAAUAGUAGUUAUCGAGCAUCUGUGGGGUUCCUGAAGAUUCCCCAUGUGUUUGUGAAUGUUAUGAGCUAUUCUUUCGUAUAAAAUGUAAGGUAUUUUAGGCUUGGUGGCCUUUUAUGUGAAAAAUAAUCUCCUAGUCUGGUCCGUAUGUUUAUCCAUACGCUAAUGCAGACUAUGACUUAAUCACAAGUGUACUUGAAAUUAUAAUUGGAUACAAACGCUAUGUGAAAUGCCUCUAUGAAACAAUUUCUAUAGACUGCGUAGUGAAGAAGAUAUCGCCUAGUCUUGCAUUAUAUUGUAAAUCCAGUCCAGGUUAAAAUGUAACUUCAUUAUUAUUAUAAAUUCAUUCUGUAAACCGUGCACUAUGUAAUCUAAAAGUAUUGAUGUAACGUCACGAUACACCCGUCAUGUACUAAAGUUGUGCUGAGUCACAGCAGCCAAUCAGACGCUUGCUUUUAGGCCGUAACUGAUACCAGGCCAAUGAAGGAACAUUGCUGAUUGGCUGUUUGGUGUCAGCCAAUAGUUUUAUAGAUGGCAUAAAUCAUUUGUGGAAUUCUAAGUGCUCAUGUGUGAUCAAUCAAAAUCUGUGUCAAUGUGGGCAAGGCACACUGAGAAUCUGUCAAGGAAGGACCUAAUGCCACCGAUGCCGCCAUAAAUCAGUGCUGCAGACCUCAGGACCAUAUGCACCUACUGCAUUGGUCAUUUGAUUUACUGCAUCUGUGUGUGCGCACAGUUAAAGAGAAUCUGUCAUGAGGAUGAACUCCAUUAAGCCAGGCACUCCCUGGUAGGGCUGAUCCUGCUGGUUAAAAUGAUAUCUGUCUUGUGAAAACCGGUUGUGGUGUUCCAGAGAAAAAUACUUUUAUUCUUUAUGCAAAUGUGGGCUUCUGUGCACUGAAGGGGCGGGCCCUAGACCUUCAAUGCACCGUAGCUUUCCAGUGCUGGCCACUCCCCUCAGUGCUCUGAAGCCCUCAAUUGUAUAAAAAA